This is a messenger RNA of Trichoplusia ni (cabbage looper), 2464 nucleotides long. It is a transcript of the gene barr, whose product is annotated as condensin complex subunit 2. The transcript has 12 exons. Gene Ontology annotation, biological process: mitotic chromosome condensation. Gene Ontology annotation, molecular function: chromatin binding. NCBI's taxonomy places the organism in Eukaryota, Metazoa, Arthropoda, Insecta, Lepidoptera, Noctuidae. Bases 160 to 2277 code for a protein of 705 amino acids. Gene Ontology annotation, cellular component: condensin complex. The record is from RefSeq and is a predicted model, not a curated record.
AUAUAGUAUUUUGUAACCGUUGCGUUCGUUUUCGCUUAGAAUUUGAUUGGACGGAAAUAUUUUGAUUUACGUGUUUUUGUGUAUAAUAAAGUAGUGAGUUAACUAUUCAAUGCUUAUCAUAAUUUCGGUACAUAUGAGUGUAUAAACUAAGCCAUAAUAAUGAUAGAAACACCAAUUAUAUCUACGCCGGGUCUAACUAGAAUAAGUAUUGGCGGGAGCAGUAAUAGUUCUAUCAGAAGAAGGACCCUCAUACCGCAGACAAGGCCACCAGGAUCUAAAAAUGAGGAGCGCAAUGAUGAUGAUGCAGAGAGAUCGUCGUUGGUGGCGUCGGAGCGUGCGAUGGCGACGUCCACACCUCAUGCGGCGUCACCCCGGCGAGGCAGGGACACCAUGUCUUCAUCACCACAGAAGGAACAUUUCCAAGGCUGCCUUAAGCUGUAUGCUGAAAAUAAAAUAACAAAAGACAAUGCUUGGAAUCUUCAACUGAUUGACUUUAUGUCGUCGAUGUUGCGGCGCCAUGACUCCCGUAUGGAGAACCUUCAGACUGCUUCCACAGUGGUGGAUGCAUCAGCUCGGAUCUACUCGUUUAGGGUUGAUGCUGUUCACUAUGAUGUGCUCAAGAUGGCUGGUGGACUUGUUAAAGCUGCUCAAACUAAAAGAGGUAAGAAGGAUGAUGAUAACAUACAAGAUGAAGGGGCAGCGGAUGGUGAUGGUGCAGCACUCACUCAGAAGAAGAAGAAAAAGAAGUCGAAAGGCGCUAUAGCUGCCAAUCCUGAGGUUUUUAACGGCGACUUUGAUGCUAAUGAUUGUAUAGAUCCGUUCUUUGAGCGGCUGGCAGCAACAACUGGUGACGUGACGGCGUCGAACCGAGCGUUCAAUGCGACGCUUCCUAUUCAUGAUAAAACACUAUCAUUGAUAUUAAGGACUGAUGACCAAUUCCUGGAAGAAAUAAAAGAGAACAUUCCAGAAGACAAUUUAAUAGAUCUUAAAGAGUGUAUUACCAUAUCAUCAAAGCUGCUGCCUGCAUUUACUGAGAGUGACCACAUUUGUGAGCCUUUUACUGGCUUUUCUAUUAGCAACUGGGAUCCCAGCACUGAAGACACUGACAAUAGAGUUACCAACUGGGUGGAGGAGAACAGACUAAACCUGUCCCAGCAAGCGCUCGCGUUUGACGUCAAUGCUGAAGUAGAGCCAAUACCACAAGAUGAGCAGCAUAAUGACCUAUAUGACGACGAGCCCCUGGGCGGCAUCGAGAGCGAGGAGGAGGCGGACGUGGCGGUGGCGGCGUGCGUGGCGCGCGCGGGCGGCGCGGGCGGCGCGGGCCCGGCGCGGCUGGCCGACAUGCGGCCCGCCGCCGCCGCGCACUCGCGCCUGGAGUACUCCUACUGCGGGGCCGUCGUGGCCGCCUGGGCCGGGCCCGCGCACUGGCGCCUCAAGAACAACAGGACUUCAAAGAUGACGGAACGUACGCAGUCAACUGCCGGCCGUUUAACCGUAGAAGGCAAGAAACCACCGCGGACCAAACGUCAGCUAGACUUCCUCGGCGCCGGUCUUGCGUUUGACUGCCGCUCGGAGCCGGUUGGCGAGUAUGAGCCAACACAGCCGGCCAAGAUCAUGAUCAGCAGGAAGACGCUGGCUACUGGACAUACGUGGAAUGAGGCCAACUUUAAAACUCCUAUUGAUAGAGGUCUAGACGAAUCUCAUUUCCGCAAGCUGUUCCUCCGUCAAAACGUGAUGAUGUUGCGGAAGCGAGACUUGGAGCAGAGCAAGCAACCAGAGCCUGAACCAGUCACCGUGGAAGAAGCAAGAGAUUACGACUAUAAUAAUGAAAAUGAUGCGUCCUACUGCCCUAAUAAUAUACCGGAUGGCGAUGAUUGGGGCAACGAAGAUGCGACGGCAGCCGGCGAACUGCACGACCAAGUGAAAGCGGCUGAACCUGAGGAAAUCACCGACAUGUUGGAGCCUCCUACUAAGGUUGCGAAAAUCUUUAUUCCCUACGCAAUGCGUGCCAAGAAGGUCGACAUGAAGCAACUGAAACACUGCACAUGGAAAAUGCUUUCAGAAAAAACUCCUGAAGGCGAAAAGGAAGAAGUAGCCCCCACGACAUUCUUCUCCGUAUAUUCUCGAUUACCUAAUAAACUGUCAACUAAUAUGCGCGAAUCUCUCAGCGUGCCUUUAGCAUUAUUGUCUAUGCUACACAUAGCCAAUGAAAAGGGCCUGAUCUUGGAAAAGCGAGACGAUCUGAAAGAUAUCGGAAUAUUGGGCCUAAUUAAAUGAAUUUAGCACAAUUUCGUAAUUAGUAUAAUGUGCAGUCAACAACGAAAGUUCAUGAACAGUCAGUUUUACAAGCCAUAAACGACAAAAUGCAAUAAGAUUUAGCAAUAGAACAUAAUUAGUUAAACACUUUUACUGACAAAUAUAAUGUCGCUGAAUAUGCACGUAUCAAUUUGUACCCAUCUAAAAA